Messenger RNA from Caenorhabditis bovis, 1617 nucleotides. The record is from the annotation of a GenBank genome assembly. NCBI's taxonomy places the organism in Eukaryota, Metazoa, Nematoda, Chromadorea, Rhabditida, Rhabditidae.
AUGGUGUUUUCAUUCAUUCUCACUUUUACCAUCAGCGUGGUAGCAGCGUUUGACGACGACUGCGUCCGCUGUGAUCUACGCUCGUCGUACUGUAAAACAUGGGAGAACAGCACGAAGAGUUGCGAGUGCCGCGAGGGAUUCGCGCGCGUCUCGAAUGGCUCAUGCGCAAUGGUUAGCGAGCUGGCGAAAGGCAUCAAAUUGGGAAUGAGCGAUUCCGAUGAGGAUGAUGAGGAGCCGUUUUGUGUUCUCGGGCAGGCUGAAAAAGCGGCGACAAGAAUUCUCACCGAGCUUCUCAGCAAAUACGAUCGAAAUUUGGUGCCGAAAAUGACGGGUGUCGACGUCGACGUCGAGCUUCUCAUUCAGAGGGUCUCCGAGAUCUCCGAGAUUCAAUCCGCCUCAACAAUGCACAUUUUGUUCAGUCAGAUUUGGCACGAUCCGGGAUUAUCGUUUGAGCACGAGGAAGGCGCGCAUUGUCUCACAAAUCUGUCGCUUUCGCAUCGAAUGGUCGACAACAUCUGGCUGCCGAAUGUCUGUAUAGUCAACUCAAAAGGCUCGACGAUUCACAAAAGCCCAACGCCGAAUAUCUUCCUGGCCAUAUUCCCAAAUGGCACUGUCUGGAUGAAUUAUCGAGUUGUCGUCGAGUCGCCGUGCGAAAUGGACUUCAGCUUCUUCCCGAUGGAUCGUGUGAUGUGCACAACGAUAUUUGAAAGCUAUGCGUUCAAUGUUGGAAAGGUCCGAUUACAUUGGAAGCGGCAAGGCCAACCGGUGGAAUUUAUCGACGAAGUCAAACUUCCCGACUUUCACAUGACCACAUUUAUACACGAGAAAGCGACAUUCAUCUAUCCGGCUGGGGUUUGGGAUCAGCUCAAUAUAAAAUUAUUCUUUCGCCGCUCUUACGGGUUCUACAUUCUUCAAAUCUACCUCCCAACGUAUUGUAUGGUUCUCAUCUCAUGGAUUUCAUUCUGGCUUGACAGACGAAGUCUUCCCGCCCGCGUCACAUUAGGCGUUUCAUCGCUGAUGGCGUUGACCCUUCAAUAUUCGAACGUGUCACGAAGUCUUCCAAAGGUAUCAUAUGUCAAAGGUCUCGACUUGUUCAUGUUCGGCUGCAUCGUCUACAUUAUACUCUCGAUCGUCGAGCUUGCUGUCGUCGGCUCACUGGAGCAACGCCGGAAUCGACUAAAAGACAGCGACGAGUUCAUGUCCGACGAGGAGAUCAAGAAAAACGUGUUUCAGCGAACAUUUUCGACGAAAUCGUUCCGAUCGGGCUAUGGAGCGCGACAUCAUCAAUUUUCCGAGUGCGCCAGUCCAGAUGAUCCGGAGUGGGCGAAGAAUCGAACGGAUUGGACCGAGCGGACGUAUGUCGAGUGUCCCGAGCCGAAACCGCCUGAAAGUGAUCGAUUGCCCGAAAUGGAGAAUGAUUCCAACAAUAAGAUGCUCGUCUUUGUUCGCGAUCGUCGAGAAUCCCGAAAACGUCGAAAACGCCUAGCCCGCGGAAGGUUGUUUUCAAGAUGGACUGGCGAAGACAUGGACAAAUUCUGCCAGAAGAUGUUCCCGAUCACGUUCACGUUUUGUAAUUUGAUCUAUUGGAUGUACUACACGGCAAAAUCCAAAGACUAA